This is a messenger RNA of Portunus trituberculatus (swimming crab), 2892 nucleotides long. RefSeq names its product snake venom 5'-nucleotidase-like. The record is from RefSeq and is a predicted model, not a curated record. NCBI's taxonomy places the organism in Eukaryota, Metazoa, Arthropoda, Malacostraca, Decapoda, Portunidae. Gene Ontology annotation, molecular function: metal ion binding; nucleotide binding; 5'-nucleotidase activity. Gene Ontology annotation, cellular component: plasma membrane. Gene Ontology annotation, biological process: AMP catabolic process.
CCCGCCAAGACUUACUUAGGCGAGGACUCCUCCUGCCUCGCCGCCAGUCGGCUCUCCGGCUCCACUUUAGCCGCUAGUUGAUCUCCCCGACCCACUGCAACCUUGAGGUGUCAUGCAGCACCCAGCCUGACCCACGCCAAUACUCCUGCACAGAACAAGUGAAACAUAACAGCGGAACCCAAACAACCUCGCAUUCCACCCAUAACCAGAAACAUUGAAUUUUGUUGAACAGUCAAAUAAUAACAAACAAAAUUCAAAACCUGGAACUAGGCUGAAAACCUUUUGCCUUCCCGAUCCAUCAACUUGAAAGCUUAAAAUAAAACCAGGAGUCGACGAGUAACAGCGAAAGUAAAACGGAGAAUCGAAGCAACACUCUCACAUCGCGACAAGAGACCAACAUUUGUACCUACCUCUAAAGGAGACUGUGUGGAGGAAGUACUUGUGAUCUUAUAAACUGGUGCACGCAGCGUCACACAGCAUCACAGAGGGCAAGGUGACAUGAUGCAGGAAGCGUGGUUAGUGCACCUGUGCCUGUGGGCGGCGGUGACGGCGGUGCUGGUGGAGGCAGCGACUUUCAACUUAACAAUCCUUCACGUGAACGAUUUUCACGCCCGCUACGAGGAGACCAAUGUGUUCUCUGGCAGGUGUUCUGACGAGGACAAGGAGAAGAACAAGUGUUAUGGAGGUUUUGCGAGACUCAAGACAGCGGUGGAUAGAGAGCGCGCUAAUUCCCCCAACGUGCUGUACCUCUCUGCCGGGGACUACUUCCAGGGCACUAUAUGGUACACGGUGCAUAAGUGGCGCGCUAUGGCCCACUUCCUGCGUCUGGUGCCUCACGACGCGAUGUCUUUGGGCAACCACGAGUUCGAUGACGGCUUGCCUGGCGUUGUGCCUUUCCUGAAAGAAGUGCCCUUCCCCGUGCUGGCCUCCAACCUGGAUGACACGCUGGAGCCUUCCAUCCAGGGCCUGUACCAGCGCUCCACCGUGAUCAGCGUGGGCGGCAGGAAGGUCGGCAUCGUGGGCUACCUCACCACUGAGACCAUGGUGAUCGCCAACCCAGGCAUGAUUGACAUCGGGGACGAGGUGGUGGCGGUGAGGAAGGAGGCACGGAGGCUGCGUCGCGAGGAAGGAGUGGACAUUAUCAUCGCCCUGGGCCACGCCGGGUUUGCUAAGGACCAGCAGAUGGCACUAGAGGUGGAAGAGGUGGAUGUGGUAGUGGGCGGACACACUAACACCUUCUUAUAUUCAGGCAAGGACCCGUCGACGGAGGAGAAGAUGGGCGAUUACCCCUCAGUGGUGACGCAGCGCAACGGCCGCCAAGUGCCCGUGGUGCAAGCGUACGCCUUCGGGAAGUACCUUGGCAAAUUGCAGCUCUUUGACGAGCGUGGCGAGCUGGUGAGCUGGAGCGGGAACCCGAUACUUCUGGACGGCAGCAUACCCCAGGAUGAGAACAUCCUGAAGGAGCUGGUGCCCUUCAAACAGCAGCUGGAGGACAAGAUGAAGCAGCAGAUCGGGAGAACAUUUGUCUUCCUCGAUGGCAACAGACAGUCCUGCCGCCUUCGUGAGUGUAACCUUGGCAACCUGGAGACAGACGCCAUUGUACAUGAGAAUGCGAAAUACCCCGAUGACUUGAGGUGGGCGCACACCAGCCUGGCGGUGCAGAACGGAGGCGGCAUCAGGGCCUCCGUCAGCCAGAUGGAGAAUAAUGGCUCGAUCACCAUGGAGGACGUGCUGGCCGUGGCGCCCUUCCAGAACACCAUCGACAUCGUGGAGCUGCGCGGCCGCCACGUCAAGGAAAUGUUCGAGCACUCCGUUAGAAAGUACGACCCGACGGGCAUGUCCGCGCCUGGGGGCUUCCUGCAGGUGUCAGGGUUCGUGGUGGUGUAUGAUAUCAACCAGUCUCCGGGCAGCCGCGUGGUGCGCCUGCAGGCACGCUGCCUGGAAUGUGCCGUGCCGGGCAUGAUGGACGUGCAGGCCGACGAGGUGUACAAGGUGGCCAUGCCUUCCUUCCUGGCCAACGGCGGCGACGGCUACUCUGUCAUCAAAGAGAACAAGCUCAACCAUCACCUCACAGGUCUGCUGGACUCUGACGUAUACGUGAACUACCUGAACCAGAUGUCCCCCAUCUACCAGGGCACCGAGAACCGCAUCCUGUUCAUCGACUCUUCUGAGCUGUGUGCCGGUGAGGGGAACCUGCUGCCCUCCACCGUCACCUACCAGGUCUCCACUGCGGAGGAGGCUGACGGGGCGGCCGGGGCAGUGAGGGGAUCCUUUGCUCUGGUGACGGCGUGGGCGCUGGUUGUGGUGGUGGCGGGUUGUGUGUGGGCAAAACUCUAGCGGGCAGUGGUGGAGGGCGCCAUGCUCCCCGGACACCAGGGGCGCAGCGCCCUCCCUCUCUCACAGUGGAUACUGUGUGUACCAAAAAGACACAGUCGCCAGCCGCGGUGUCUUGGGCAUUUACCCUCCUAGUUACUUUUAGUUCCCCAGUUCGGCGGCAGGCGGCGCCACCUUUCACUGUAUAUAUCACAUACCAAAGACACUACAGGUGCAAUAGUAUGGUUAGCGACACUCCCGGCACAGAGCCGCAGGCGGCCACGUGCCCGUCACUGACAAACAGUCCCCACGGUCCCACUGCACGCCACCUUCACCUCCACCCUGACGGGACGCGCCAUACCGGACGGUGACCUGCAGCAGACGGGACAGUGCGGGGCGCGGCCAGGGGAACACUGCUGCCUGACAUGUUAUCGAGACGUAAACGUUAUUAGCUGUAAGGUGUGUGUUAGUCAGUCACUAUUGGAUAAGGCCAUGUGUGUGCUGCAAGCACCGCUAUGAAGAGGAGCUCCGUGCAGGAACACCUUGAGACGGACCUGUACAAUAAACCUACAAACUGUU